Messenger RNA from Elgaria multicarinata webbii, 4908 nucleotides. RefSeq names its product mitochondrial fission regulator 1 like (gene MTFR1L). Gene Ontology annotation, cellular component: mitochondrion. The transcript has 9 exons. The coding region runs from base 454 to 1314 and encodes 286 amino acids. Gene Ontology annotation, biological process: mitochondrial fission; aerobic respiration. Lineage: Eukaryota; Metazoa; Chordata; Lepidosauria; Squamata; Anguidae. The record is from RefSeq and is a predicted model, not a curated record.
GUUUCCGAGCGGAAGGACGACGCGGGGUUUCUGGGAAGUGGCAGCUUCGCUCCACGGGCUUUCCUCGGGCUUCGCUUUCCGCGUCCGGGUCGUCGCUCCACUCCGCCUGAGGCGACGCGGUGAGCUCCGGUGGGGUCGACGAGAAACCGUCUCCAGGCUGUUGAUGCUUCUUGAUCCUCUGUGCAUGUUUACUUGGAAGAUGUCCCAUAGAAUAGGUUUUACUUCCAAAGAAAUCAGAUCAAGGCUGAAAUAACUGCAACAGUUUGGAUUGCUGAUCUGUCCUAUGUUGAAUGUGACAUUGGCCAACAGCUCCUUAAUGAUGAGGAAUAGCUGAGUACCUUCUGGUUGUCCUGUGAAUCCUAUGUUUAGGGUGAAAUAUUAUGAAGCUAAUGUAUAGUUCGUGGAGCAACGGUUUUGGCCUUUGAUUUAUUUGUACUUCCCAUUUGGUCUGAGAUGGAGGAAGAUUUGACUAUCCCAAUUUGGCAGAACAAACCUUGUGGUUCAUCACGCAGCUUUGUGAGAAGAAUUGGGACAAAUCUUCCUUUAAAACCAUGUGCUAGAACAUGCUUUCAGGCACUACCAAAUGUUUCAGAUCUCUACUUAAAUGACACACCCCCUGUCCCCACUCUGGCAGAUGUUGCAUGGAUAGCUUCAGAUGAUGAAGAAACAUACGCUAGAGUCAGAACAGACGCUCGUCCACUAAAGCACAAGUGGAAACCUACCCCACUGUUUGUUAUUCAACGGAAUGCCUCUGUCCCAAAUUUGAGAAAACAAGAAGAAAAGUUGUUGGCUUUGAAGAAACCCGGUUUACCUGCUCUGAGCCGAACUACAGAACUUCAGGAAGAGUUGAGUCACCUGCGGAGUCAGAUUGCGAAGAUUGUAGCUGCAGAUCCAGCUUCCUCUUCAUUAACGCCAGAUUUAUUAUCUCCAGGAAGUUCAAAUGUCUCUUCUCCCUUACCUUGUUUUGGAUCCUCAUUCCAAUCUACAACUUCCUUUGUCAUUAGUGAUAUCACAGAGGAGGAGGCAGAAUUAGAAAGCCCAGAGCUUCCAUCCGUUUCCAUGCUUUGUUCUGCAACCUCUGAAUGUUGUAAAGCAGACCCAAAGGAUUCCGACGACGAAGAUUCGGUGUCUCUGUCAAAGGCCAGCAGUUUUGCAGACAUGAUGGGCAUUCUUAAAGACAUUCAUAGGAUGAAACAGAACAAAGACUUGAACAGAACUUUACUGAAAGAGGAGGAUCCUGCCAUUCUUAUAGCAGAAGUUUUAAGAAGGAAAUUUGCAUUGAAGGAUGAAGAUGUGGACAUGAAAAAGAACUGACAUUAUGCUCAGUUAUUACCUUGUAAAGCAAAUUAUUGUGCUCCUAAAAUAUUUCUCCACAGUUGGCUGCCUUCCUUGAGCAUCAAACAACCUUUAGGGAUUAGGCUUUGUGUGUAUGUGUGUGGAAAUAACUCCUAUGUGAGAGAAACUGUCAUUUUGCUAUGUUUUUUCCACAUAGCCGAUACGACUUUUUAAAAAGCUAAAUAGUUUUCCACGUUUUGAACUGAAGCAUUGUUAGUAAACAAACUUGGACAAUGAAAAUUGCCCGUGACUGACUUAGUGGUAAGUUAAAAAUGACUUGUUCAUAAUUUUGCUGCAAUUCUGAAGCCUGCGAUACCUUACUAAGAUAUUUUUUUCCUUACAACUUCAAGUUAUAGGUAAAGCUUGUUGAAAAAAUGCUUGUUUUCAGAAGACUUUUCCCACAACUAACUUUUCUUUUGACAACAAUUAUUGUGUGCUGUUGAGGAUGGGAGGGGAUGUAAAGCGCCUAGUCUAAACUUUUGAAUUUUAAACCUGGCUGUUCAUAAUGAGUCUUUCCAAGACAGUGAAAAGCUUUGCUUCAGCAUUUCUUCUCUCCCCUCCCCCGCCCCUUUCUCCAUGUUUAAACAAAACACAAACUUUGUACCUUCUUGCUCUUCCCCUUUGCCACAGGGUCAAGCAGACCAAAUGAAUAAAGAAUGAACAAUAUAGUAUGAAGGUCCCCUUGGAACAGGACUAAAUAGCUUGAAUAGCUUAUGAAGUUGAUAAGAUAUCCUAGCACUGAUGUUUAGCACAAGGAAAGGGAGGCAUAGACUGUUAUUGGACUGUGCUGGGGGCCUUCUUCUUAGUCCAGAGAUAACUGAGAGAUGUUUAAAAGCUCACUAUGUAGCACUUGUAACCUGGUGGUGAGAUGGUCUCAUGUAGCCUCUGACCACAUGCUCAAAUAUAUUACGACUAGUACCUCUUCACUGUAUCUGCUUGGAAAUCUACAGAAGUAGAAAAGCAAAAGUAAGAUUAUAUUUUACAGUAUAUAUUAAAAGCCAUCUGUGCACAGGCAGAUAUCUCAUAAGGGGUGAAUGUACUGUGACUUCAGUACUGAUGCUGUCAGUUAUCUGAGGGCAUCAUGUUCUUUUAGAUCACCAAUGUGAAACUGGUACAUUACAUCAUUAUCUGUUUCCUGUGUAGCAUAGAGCAGAUUCCAUUUGAUGCAUUCUCCUUUUUCACACCCUUAAUAUUCUACGUAGCUAUUCAUAACUAUUUGGUACCUUUGUAUCUUAGAACAUAUUUAUCUUAGUAAGAACUUUGGUUGUGGAUUAGACCAGCCAUCCCCAGCCUGGUGCUCUCCAGAUUUUUUGGACUAUAAAUCCCAGCAUUCCUGGCCAAUGGCCAUGCUUGUUCAGACUGAUGAGAGCUGAAAUCCAAAACAUCUGGAGGGCACCAUGUUGGGGAAGGAUGGAUUAGACUAAGAGCUCAUUAAAUACUCAUUGAAUGGAGAUUUGAAAUAAAGUCUCCCUUUCCCAACAUUAAGGCCUGCAAGGGGAAAAAGACAUGAUUUAAGAACUAGUAAUGCAAACAAACAGGUUUUUUAGACAAAAAACAUGUAUACUUAAAAGGAGGAGGGGCCCUGCUCAUCCAGUUUGUGCAGGUUCUACUACUUACUUCUACAUAUAGCUGCAUAUUUUGCCAACAGAAAUAGUUUUCCUUACCAUAUUUCCAUUAUUAGACACAUUAAAGACGCCAGCAUACAGAAUAGCUUGAAUAUGCUGUAUACAGCCAUAAACAACACAUACAUACACAUAUAUAUGUGCAUACACAAUGCAACUACCGUCUCAAGUCUGCAUCAGUUUGUUUUGUUAACUAUGCAUUGAGAGCAUUUAUCCCACAGAGCAAUUACGAGUUAGUGUUUAAUGACUCUAUUGCCUUCUGAAUCCUCUGUGAAUAGCAAGUCAUAACAUGACUUCUGACUAACGUCUGUUAGAACAGACAAUCUCAUGCCUGGAUCUAUGUGGGGCCCUCUCUCUGCAGAAUAACAAGCCCCAGAGCACUCCGUAUAAGAAGGGCUCGAUACUGUGCUACUUUUGUGCCGAAGAGGCUUCUUUUGCAAAGACGGUUCACCUUGUCCACGAAAAAAACAGUUAGAAAUGACUUUGUGACCCUCGGAGUCCUGGGUGAACAGGAGACUUGCUACAUCUACGUGGCUGGUCUCAUGCCCUUCAUCAGAAUUAGAAAUGGCAUCAUUGGUUUUCAGACAGAGUCCAGAUGCAGUUAUAUUAAAACUCUUCAAAGUCUUCAUUUUUGUUAUACUUUUCUCCAGCUGAGGAUCUAUAUUCUCAGAAUUAGAGGAUGGGCAUCUGUGUUUUCUCUGAGCCUUGGUUCUUCUACUUGAAACUAUCUGCAGGUGUUGACUAUCCAGCGGAAACAAGGUUGUGUUUGUUUCUCUCUUCCGACCACCAUUUUGCUCUAUCAAAGGAGAAUAAGAAAUAGCUGCAUGAUCAAGAACCCUCUUUUGUUCUAGGUGCUGAAUUAAGUCCAAGGAGAGAGGGUCUCCCCGCUCUGCAACAGAGACUUUUCCCUUGGUAUCUGGCAGGAUACAGCUGUUACUUUGGGCUUGAGUAGGGGCAGAACACCAAGGGGGAAGGCAUACGCCUUGCGUUUUCUGUUGGCUCCACUCUUCCAAGUCCAGUGGCUGAGAAGAAGCUGGCAAUGGGGCUUUCUCCCUGCUAGGCAGUUCAUGGUCUUUCAGGUUGGAGGCACUGUUGGAUGCAACAGUCAAUAGCCUUUUAUGGGUGUUGGUUUUCUUCUCCUCUGCAAGAACAAGUCGACAGGUCAAAUAUACAUCUUUUACUACAUAGCUUAGAACGGCAAGUACGAAACAGCCUAUUCCCUACUCCAAAGCCCAAAUGUGGGCAAUUUAGAGGAACAGAACAGCCCCCAAUAAGCUAACCAAACCACCUGUAAGCCCAAAGUACCUACUAGUAGGGGAGGUUGCCUGCUACCUCUUGCAUGCCUUACUGCUCAGCCCUUGCAAUCAAGACUCCACUGGGAGACUAGUAGUUCUACUUUGUCCCUAGUCUGGGUGAGUACAUCCCAUUUUUAUUCAGAAAAAAGUAGUAUGCCUUAACUAACAAAAGCUUAGGAGACACUGUAGCAGAUGCAAGAACCCUUCUGGAUAACUGAAGAAAGUAAUGAUAGAAGUGCUGAUGCAGGGCUCUCCCCCAUACGCACCGCUACACUUAGUGGCAAAAUCAAUACACAAAGCGACACCUUAGAGAAGGCCACCAGAGACCAAACACUUUCCUGCAAGAUCUCAGUAGCUCCCACUUCUUGCCCGUCCAUGGGGGUGAACAAGCAACGAACAGCUGCUCUUCCCUCCCUAAAAAAAAAAAAAAGUGACUUGAAAGCAAAGUAGAGUCACGUCUUGCUGCUUUCCUCAAUUACCUUUUCCCAGCUGCCUCAUUUUUUGAGAUGAUUCAAAAUUACCCAUGAAGGAGUAGUGUACUGUUAGGAAAACGGUGGAGAAGCAAAGCUUUUUGAAUGACCUUGUGUGUUUUUGUAUAGUGUAUUCACGAUGAAAGGUGCAAUGCAAGCGUGAAAUAAUAAAUCCUCUUAUACAAA